Molecule: messenger RNA, 1608 nt
Organism: Plasmodium gonderi
Lineage: Eukaryota; Apicomplexa; Aconoidasida; Haemosporida; Plasmodiidae
Exons: 1
Coding region: 1-1608 (535 amino acids)
Source: RefSeq, a predicted model, not a curated record
AUGAAUGAAGAUAAGGACGACUCUGAUUCUUCUCCUUACACCUUGGAGAAGGAAAUUUCGAAUUUAUACAGAAAAGACAAUUAUAUGAAACAUUGCCACGUUAACGAUUUCAUCGAACCAAUAGAAUUAGAAGCUGAAGUUCAUAUUUUGAAAAGGGAAGAACACAAGACAUUUAAGUUAGGUGAUAUUUUAGAAUCAUUAGAAAAUGAAAAGCAAAAAAAAAAUGAACAAGAGUAUGACAAUGACGAUGACAUUAUUCUACCAAAAUACGUAGAACAUGAGAAAACUGAACAAGAAGAAGAGAUUGAAGAAAGAAUAAAUUGUGGGAUAUAUUUACACGAAGUAAAUAUAACAGACAAUUCAUAUUUAUGCCAUAAUGAUAUAAUUGAUGAUUGUUCUAAUCCGGUAUGUAUAAAAGGUGAUAUGUAUGUAAAUAAUACUAUCCAUUUUGAAGAUUCUUCAACCUAUAAUUCAUUAUAUAAAGUUCAUAAAGUAGAAUGGUUCAUAGGUUUAGAAAUCAAUGAGAGACGAAUAUAUGAAAUUAUUCCCUGUAACCAAGGCAUGUGUUUCCAAAUCCCAUUUGAGGCAUUAGGAAAAUACAUUUUUUGUAAGGCCUAUAGACGUGUUUAUGUAAAUUCAGAAUUUCAGAAAAAAGGUAGGAAUACCAUUAUCGAUCCCCAUACUUUAGAUACGAAACCUGUAAAAUUUAUUGUGGAACGUAAAUGUAUAGAAAAAUGUUCUAUUACAUCUAAAGGACCCGUUUUCAUAUCUAUAAACUCUGCUUUCCAAAUUUUGAAAUUUUUAUGUAAUAAUAAUUUUUCAACCCAAGUAAUUAUUGAAGAUCCGUUAGAGAAUAUUAACAAUUUAUCUACCUCAUCAUCACAAUCUGAUGAUGAUAUGACAAUUACAACUACGUCAGAUAUGAUGAAUCAGCAGAACCAGAGACAGCGCUUUAUUGCUACUUUAUCUGUAAAUUUUGAUGAGAUCAAAUUUUGUUUACAAAAUAAAACAAUGGAUAAUAUGGAGGAACAACAAAUAAAUAGGCAAGAAAAAGAAAAUCCUGCAUUUAAUUCUUUUCCUUUUUUUGAAUUCAAGAAUAAUCGUGACAAUUGUUCUUCCAAUUCGAAGGGAGAAACUUCGAAGAAAUCUAAUGAGAUUAUGAAUAAUGAGAAAAACUCAAAAGAGUUACAAAUAGAUGGGGGUAGGGCAUACAAAUGGGGACUUAGAAAGGAUGACCACAAAACUGAAUUAACAUUCAACUGGUAUGAAGUAGAAUUCAGAUUACACAAUAAAGACGACUGUGUUGUUAUAAGCAUUGCUAUGGAUUUACAAAAGUCUUUUAGAUUUGUUAAGUACAAAAUGAUAACUAUCAAAUCGGUUAUGAAAAGCAUCAACUCAAAUGAUUUAUGGUUGAUUUUAAUAGCUUUUAAAUCUGCGUUUCCGUAUAAAAAGCUUUUUCAAAAAAAAUCCAAAAUAAUAUAUACCAAUACGAAUAUUUCAUUUGUUCAAAAUGUCAUAAAUGAUUUCUUGAUUAAAUCCGCCGAAAAAAAUAUCAAUGAAACUAUGCCUCUUCAAAAAAUGAACACAAUUUUUAACCAGAUUCGGUAA